Messenger RNA from Sardina pilchardus (European sardine), 1451 nucleotides. It is a transcript of the gene utp11, whose product is annotated as UTP11 small subunit processome component. The record is from RefSeq and is a predicted model, not a curated record. The coding region runs from base 143 to 904 and encodes 253 amino acids. The transcript has 8 exons. Gene Ontology annotation, cellular component: small-subunit processome; nucleolus. Gene Ontology annotation, biological process: rRNA processing. NCBI's taxonomy places the organism in Eukaryota, Metazoa, Chordata, Actinopteri, Clupeiformes, Clupeidae.
UCUGCUUUGGUCAAACGUACACUACAUUUACCAUCUCAGCUGAACUGCAGACCCACGUGAAGAAGCAGUGGGGACCGAAAAGGAAAGCGUUGAAGUCGUGUCGAUCUGAAGUGUUUAGUGUUGGAUUAUUGACACUAACACCAUGUCUUCCUUUAGAAAAGCCUCAAAAUCUCGCCAGCGGGACCACAAAGAGCGAUCUCAGCUUGGUUUUAGGAAACAUUUGGGACUCUUGGAGAAGAAGAAGGACUACAAACUUCGUGCAGAUGACUACCAUAAGAAACAAAACACUCUCAAUGCCUUGCGCAAGAAGGCCUUGGACAAGAACCCUGAUGAGUUCUACUUCAAAAUGAUAAACUCACAGUUGAAGGAUGGGGUACACGAGCAGAAAAAGAGCACAGAAGAAGAGAUGACGGACGAGCAGAAGAAGGUGAUGAGGACGCAGGACAUGAAGUACGUGGAGAUGAAGAGGGUGUCAGAGGCCAAGAAAAUCGAAAGGUUGAAGUCAGGCCUUCAUCUCUUGGAUGUGGAGGGGAAGCAGAUGAAUGAGCAUGUGUUUUUUGUUGACUCCAAGAAAGAAGUCGAGGCUUUUGACCUGGCUACACACCUGAACACAGUACCAGAGUUGGUGAAGCGAACUUUUAACAGACCUACGGUGGAAACCCUGGAGAAGAAGAGCAUUGUUGGAUCAGUGGAGCCGUGGAACGUACAGAAAAUAGCCAGGCAGAGGAAGAAUCAGUACGAGAUUCUGUCUCAGCGCAUUGAGAGAGAGAAGAAGAUGUUCGUCAUAAGCCAGAAAAUCCAAGCACGCAGAGAGCUCCAAGACAAGACUAGGAAGGUGAAGGUGAAGGCAGAGACGGUCAACUCGGCGGCUAUCUACAGAUUUGAUGCCAAGAGGAAGCGUUGAUGAACUCUGAACUCUGACCUAUGAUGCAGGAGCCCACACUUGGAUCAGGGCCCGUAAAGGGUCUCAAGCAUUCGCUAAUACUGGUCAAGGACUUUGUGGGCCGUGGUGGAGGAACUGGAUAGUGUUUCUCUGCUAAUGUAAUGUGUGGAUGCAGGAGCUUUUUUUUUUUUUUUUACUAUUUCUGAAUUUGUAUAUUUAUAGCACUGUUUUCAAGAUCUCAACUAAUUGUGUGUCGAAAUUAUAUAUAUAAAAAGGUUUGUUUUGAAGAAAAGUGGUAAUUUGUUCUCGCCAACAUUGUUUUUAUAUGAGACUGCAAGGUCAAAUCUGAUCUGAGUUAUCAGCAACCUUGUACCACUAGAUGGCAGUAGCAGAUUUCAUAAUCACCCACAUGUACACGGAAUGCUUCAAACCACUUCAAGUCUGGAGAAACUCUGAACACACUUUUCAACCCAAAUGCAGUUAAAACCAAGUCAGCACAAUUCCCCUCACAAAAUGUACGACACAACAUUGACUUUAACCUUCAUUUCACUGUUUAAAGAGGUUGUUC